UGUAAACAAUCUGCCACUAUUACAAAACAGCUGAUGAAGUGCACAGAGGACUUGAAGAAACAUAACAAAAUUUUUUUUUUCAAAUUUCGGAAAUGCGCCUAAAACGACUGCACAAUUUAUAAGAAUGUUUAGUUCUUUCGAUAGACUAAAAAAGCGCACUCCAAAUGAAGGAAUAAACCGUAGAGAAUAUAUUUCGCUACUCGUGGAUGAAUACUACGAGACCAACAAUUUAGAGGCUCAACAGCAAGUCACUGCUAAUUUGGCCAAUUUUGCGUACGAUCCUAUCAACUGGAAUUUUCUGAAGAGCUCUAAGGCCCACGAACUGUUUGUAGAAAUUUUGAACUGCUCUAUAGAUCUAUCGUUACUGAUACACGCAGCAGCUGGAAUUUGCAAUCUUUGUCUCGAUACCGAAUUCUCUGAGUAUGUAAGGCGCGGAGGAGUUUUGAAGCAAAUUAAAUUCCUUAUCGGAAAAUACAGUAAAAAUACCGAAUUGAUCGCUCAUUUGCUAACAAUUUUGAUCUAUUUGAAUAACGAACCCAUCGAGGACGAUUUUCGCCAGUUGUGUGAGACGCUGAGGACAGGAAGCAAUAGGUUGAUAACUAAUUUGGUGAAUGUUUUUAUGGAAGAUUAUGUUACUCAAAGUAGACGAUUAUUUAGCAAUCAAAAAGUUCUAACUUUGUGUAGAACUUUCCGCGAAGAAGACUUACUCCGAUUCGCCGAAUUCACCGGUGACAGCAAUCCAAUUCAUCAGCAUAAAACAGCACAGCAUAGAUUCGUGAACGGUGCCUUACUGAAUGCUGUGACAGCAGGAAUAAUCGGCAGUAACUUUCCUGGCCAUGUGGUCACCUCGCAGGAGUUUCGCUUUCCGAAACGAUGCCGACUGGACGAGGAAGCGGUGUUCACGGUGAAGGUCGAAAACCUUCGGAAGAUCGUCAGCGUUUCUUACUAUUGCAAACAAGGUGGACAGACUGUUUUCGUUGGUAGCGCAAAACUGUUUGCGAUGAAGUUGUAGCCAUUAUGAAAUGUUUAAGUAAACAGCGUAGUAAAUUUGUUGA
Messenger RNA from Malaya genurostris, 1055 nucleotides. RefSeq names its product armadillo repeat-containing protein 7. NCBI's taxonomy places the organism in Eukaryota, Metazoa, Arthropoda, Insecta, Diptera, Culicidae. The record is from RefSeq and is a predicted model, not a curated record.